Molecule: messenger RNA, 9148 nt
Organism: Anolis carolinensis (green anole)
Lineage: Eukaryota; Metazoa; Chordata; Lepidosauria; Squamata; Anolidae
Product: glycoprotein-N-acetylgalactosamine 3-beta-galactosyltransferase 1-A
Exons: 4
Coding region: 260-1351 (363 amino acids)
Cellular component (GO): membrane
Molecular function (GO): N-acetylgalactosaminide beta-1,3-galactosyltransferase activity
Source: RefSeq, a predicted model, not a curated record
UGAUGCCUUCAGCAUGAUGCCCUCAGUUUGUGAGAUGUAGUAAUUUUAGACUAGUAUAUUAUGGAAAUCUUCUUUUGUAUAUUGUUUGGGUUCUUUCUAUUUUUUCAUCCCCUAGGAGGGGGAUGUCCUUCUUGGAUACAAUAGUCAAAGAAAUGAUAAUGAAUCUUUGAUUGACUCAGCAGUCCAGUUCUGAAUGUUAACAAAGACCAUAUGAACCAACCAUCGUCUUACAAUCCUCAACCUCGGACAGCCAAGUGGCAUGGGGGUCCUUAACUCCAAAACCUCCUUCUUGGCUUUCCACCUGGGCCUCAUUGCUGGCUUCCUCAGCACCUUCUACCUCGUGGGCAACCUAAUCUGGGAAGGGGCCCCACGCCCUGACACCCAGCCACCUCAUGCUUCCAAGGAUCCCCAGUGGAUUGUGGAAAGAUCUGCUCUCUUCAGUGUAUCACACCCACAUCUGGCAGAUGAGGAGAGCAGUGUGGCAGACAUGCUGUACAACAAGGUCCGGAUCUUGUGUUGGGUGAUGACAGGCCCCAAAAACCUGGAGACCAAGGCCCACCAUGUCAAGGCCACCUGGUCCCGUCACUGCAACGUGGUGCUUUUCAUGAGCUCAGAAAAAGAUGACAACUUCCCCACUGUUGGUUUGGAUACCAAGGAAGGCCGUGACCAGCUCUACUGGAAGACCAUCAGGGCUUUCCAUUAUGUGCACCAGCACCACCUGGAACAGGCAGACUGGUUCCUCAAGGCAGAUGACGACACCUUUGUGGUGGUGGACAACCUCCGGUGGCUGCUUUCCAACUACACCCCUGAUAGACCCAUCUAUUUUGGCAAGCGCUUCCGGCCUUUUGCUAAACAAGGCUACAUGAGUGGAGGGGCUGGCUAUGUUCUCAGCAAAGAGGCUCUGCAGCGCUUUGUGGCUGGAUUUGAAUCCAAAGUGUGCAGCCACACUACCUCAGUGGAGGACCUUGCUCUGGGACAGUGCAUGGAGAAGAUGGGUGUGGAGGCUGGAGACUCCCGGGACUCUGAGGGGCGGGAGACCUUCCAUCCUUUUGUGCCAGAAUCCCAUCUGACAGAUAAGUUCUCCAAAAGCUUUUGGUACUGGAACUAUUGCUACUACCCUAUUGUGGAGGGUCCUCAGUGUUGCUCUGAUCUGGCUGUCUCCUUCCACUAUGUAAACCCAGAAUUGAUGUACACACUGGAAUAUUUGACCUACCACCUGCGUGCCUAUGGUUACCGCUACCGCUACAACCCACCUCUGUCGGAGAAUGCAGCUCACCUCAAGUCCCACCCAGCAAGAAAGCCCCCAGAGAGGGCCAACAGCACCAUCCUGCAGGUGGAAAAGAAGUUGUAGCGAUGGACACCUGGCACAUGACUCUUAAGAUUCAGUUCAGCCACCAUGUGCUACCUGUACUAUACCAGUGCCUCAAUUCCAGUGCUCCUUAAAAGGCAGCCCACUCCUAGAGAUGGAAGGGAACAAGGAGCUGAAUAGGGGAAAGAGACACUUAGAGCUCUGCUCGUAAUAGAUACCUAUUAGAAAGUGACUUGCACAUCACCAAAUGAAUGUGGCAUAAACCUGUGUGACUGUAGACUGAGGAAGCAGAAAUGCCUUAGUCACCUACAUUUUGCCACAGAACAAGGAAUAGGCAGUAUCCUAGCUAGAUAUGGGUAUUAUUGCAGUGGGAGGGCCAUACAGCCUUCACUCCAAGGAAGAAAAGAGGAACACAGACCAGUUGUAACCUUUCAAGCUGAGUUGGCCUUACAAGAUGAGAGAGCUAGUGUGACGUAGUGGUUUGAGUGUUGGACUAUGACUCUGGAGACCAGGAUUUGAGUGCUCAAAUGACUAUGAAAGCCACUGGAAGAUCUUGUCAAGUCACACUCUCUCAGCCUUAAAGGAAGGCAAAGGAAAAUAUCCUCUGGACAAAUCUUGCCAAGGAAACCCUGUGAUAAAUUUGUCUUAGGGUCACCAUAAGUCAGAAAUGUCUUCAAGGCACACAGUAGCAACAAGAAUAAUUACAAAAUGAAUUGCCUUUUGGAACGGGCUAUUGCCACUUGUUCCCUGCAUUCAUUGGUAUAGUUCCGUGGCUGCUUUUUGUUAGGCCAUCUGCCUUUUUCAUAAUUGGGUAUUGGGCUCAUGGUAUUCCAGAUAGAAGAUGCCUAUGCAAUCCACAGAGUGGAGCCUUUAGACCUGUAGUCAGUAUUGCUCUCAUAGAAUCAUAGAAUAGUAGAGUUGGAAGAGACCUCAUGGGCCAUCCAGUCCAACCCCCUGCCAAGAAGCAGGAAAUCGCAUUCAGAGCACCCCCAACAGAUGGCUAUCGAGCCUCUGCUUAAAAGCCUCCAAGGAAGGAGCCUCCACCACAGCCCGGGGGAGAGAGUUCCACUGUCGAACAGCCCUCACAGUGAGGAAGUUCUUCCUGAUGUUCAGGUGGAAUCUCCUUUCCUGUAGUUUGAAGCCAUUGUUCCGUGUCCUAGUCUGCAGGGCAACAGAAAACAAGCUUGCUCCCUCCUCCCUAUGACUUCCCUUCACGUAUUUGUACAUGGCUAUCAUGUCUCCUCUCAGCCUUCUCUUCUGCAGGCUAAACAUGCCAAGCUCUUUAAGCCGCCCCUCAUAGGGCUUGUUCUCCAGACCCUUAAUCAUUUUAGUCGCCCUCCUCUGGACGCUUUCCAGCUUGUCAACAUCUCCCUUCAACUGUGGUGCCCAGAAUUGGACGCAGUAUUCCAGGUGUGGUCUGACCAAGGCAGAAUAGAGGGGGAGCAUGACUUCCCUGGAUCUAGACGCUAUACCCCUAUUGAUGCAGGCCAGAAUCCCGUUGGCUUUUUUAGCUGCUGCAUCACAUUGUUGGCUCAUGUUUAACUUGUUGUCCACGAGGACUCCAAGGUCUUUUUCGCACACACUGCUGUCAAGCCAGGCGUCCCCCAUUCUGUAUCUUUGAUUUCCAUUUUUUCUGCCGAAAUGAAGUAUCUUGCAUUUGUCCCUGUUGAACUUCAUUAUGUUAGUUUCGGCCCAUCUCUCUAGUCUGUCAAGAUCGUUUUGAAUUCUGCUCCUGUCUUCUGGAGUGUUAGCUAUCCCUCCCAGUUUUGUGUCGUCUGCAAACUUGAUGAUCGUGCCUUCUAACCCUUCGUCUAAGUUGUUAAUAAAGAUGUCGAACAGAACCGGGCCCAGGACGGAGCCCUGCGGCACUCCACUUGUCACUUCUUUCCAUGAUGAAGAUGACUCAUUGGUGAGCACCCUUUGGGUUCGUUCGCUUAGCCAAUUGCAGAUCCACCUAACCGUAGUUUUGUCUAGCCCACAUUUAACUAGUUUGUUUGCCAGAAGGUCGUGGGGAACUUUGUCGAAGGCCUUACUGAAAUCUCUUUAUUGUAAGACUGCAUCUCCAGUCAGCCCUUACCAAGAAUGGUUGAAAUUGCAAUUGCAAUUUAACAGUAUCAGGAGAGCUAUAAGUUGUUUAUACUUGCUUUAGAUGACUGGUUUUCAGUUGCUGGAAUGGAAUAACAGUGGGGGCAUAUCACUCAGCUCAAUUCAGAAUUAGCACCAGGAAUCCAGGCCACAUUGUUAUUUUGAAAUUAAUUCCCCCAUCCACCCCUUUCCGCUGCCAAUAAUGUAACUGGAAACAUGGCAAUGUCCAAAUGUCUCCCAGAGUCAAAGAUCAUACAUCUUUCUCCCUCUAUCCUUGCUUCUUUGACACUAGGAAAAUGUUUUUCUCUCUCUCUCAAGGCAUUUGAGCUUGGAAACUGCACAUUCCAAGUAUCUCUGGGAUGUACACUUUCUGAGGUUCCUACUAUUUCAACUAUAGUUUUCAUGUGAAAAUGUCAUUUUCUAGUUCUCCAUGGCCUCUUAUUUUGUCACUGUAGGGUAAAGGAUGCAAUGGGAAAAAAAAUAGAUUAGGGCACACCUAUCUGCCAACUGCCACUAUUUGACCACUAAUACUCUCUCAUACUAUUUUCAGGUUUUUUUUUAAAUGUCUCAGGCCCCAUCUACACUGCUGUAUUAAUGCAGUUUCAGAAUGCAGUUUGACUACUUUGAAUUGUAUUACAUGGCAGUAAAGUCUUAUAACCAAGUUCAAUGCUGUUAAACUGCAUUCUGAAACUGCAUUAUAUGGCAGUACGGGUGGAGCCCCAGUUUCUUUUUCUUCCUCUCCCUUUGUCAUCAACUUACUUCAAUAGCUGCAAACGGAGUUCAGAGUGCAAAAGAGAAAGAGGAGGGGAGAAGCAAAAUCAUUCCCUGUAAACUCAGGCCAAAGCAAACAGCUACGUACACCUCCUAGCUUAUAUGUUCUUCCUCAAUAAUACCUUUGGUCAACUUGACCUCACUCUGAUAUUGCUGGGCCACAUGUGCCCCAAUUCCCAUCCGUGAAAGGAGUGGAGAAGUUUAGAUUUGCAGCAGCUCAGAUUAGAUGCUGAGUCAAGGACUCUCUUCAUAAUAAAAGUUGACAACAUAGAUGGAAGUAGGACAUAAUGGAACAGCAAGAACGAAGACUGGCACCUUCACAGGGAAAUCUCAACCCAAAGUUACAUCCUGUUAUGCAAGUUACAUUCUGAUCCUCUGAUUUGGAAUUUUCUUUGCCUAUGGAAAGAGUGAGAAAGAGAGGGAAACAAUUGGAUCUCUUGUGGGAGUUCUAGUUGGACUCUGAAAAGGUUGAGGAUCUCCACAUGGGAAUUGAGAUGCUGUUAUAUAAUAGGAAUAUUGUCAUUAGGAAAUGGGUUUUCCUGCCAAUAUUCAUGGUUUUGCCCAUAAUAACCUGUGAUGGGGCCAAUUUAUGGUCUCCAUAAACUAAAUAACUUGAAGGCACAUACCAACAUGAAUGGAUCAAUCCAGAUCAGAGAUAGUCAUGAUUGACAUGCCUUUAAUACAGAUACAAUCCUUUGAUAGAUGCACUCUUGAGAAAUUAGUCUCUGUCUAGAUGUUCUCUGCCAUAUAAUCUAGUUCAAAACAGAUAAUCUGGAUUCAUAAAUUGGAUUAUAUGGCAGUGUAGAUGGGGUCUCCAUUGAAAUGUGAAGUAUUUAGCAGUCUUUCUAGUACUCUUUCGCCUGUGUAGCAAGAAACUAGACAGAUAGCCGGUUACUGAGCUGUUUUGUUUCUACUCUUACAUUAUUUCCCUGGUAUGUCUGGCACUGAGCUUUCUUAGCCCCCUGAUAGUUCAUUCUUUGAAGAAAGAGAGAUCAGGACCUUAAACAUCUGGCUUUUCUCUACACUGUGCCUUUUUGACCUAAUGCCUUGGAGACUUGGGGGAUGUCAUUUAUUUAGGGCAUCUUAUGCUUCUUUCUUCAGUGGACUUCCACUGGGGUAUGCUUCUGGUUUUUCAUGGGAAACAGUUGCUUCUAUUGAAAUGGCAAUUAUGCUGGUGUCAUAUGCAGGAAUCAAGAGCAGGAAGAAAGGGGACUGGAUUGGUACUUCUUAAAUGUUUUCUUAAAGCUCAUGAUCAUAUUUUUCAAACAAAUGAUGACAAAGUUUAUGAUUGCCCAAUAUAUGUCCUUUAUAGUCCUAUGACAGGGUCAGUAAAGCAUUCAUUUCCCCUCCAUUCUCGACAGAUGGGUGUCAGAACACACACAAAGACAUCCCAACCAAGCUGAUCAACUAUUUAGAUUUGUAGCAUUGCAGGAUAUUUCGAGGAGUAAAAUUAUUGACUCAGUAGUUAUGAUACCAGUCUGGCGGUGCUCCUCCCAAAGGCCAUGCAAAUUGGGGCACAGGGAAAUUACAUCCAUGGUGUGCUGCUCACGGUGUGAGAAAGGAAAAAUUUGAAAUUCUCUAUUGUGGUAUGUAAGAGCAACACAACUGAAGAGUUAUGUCCAUAAUGUUUCAUUGUAUUUUUCUGGAAUUGAAUGCUAACAUUCAGUAUUUGUUGUAAAUACAUUUUUCAAAAAUUGACUUGAUAAAAAAAUUAUCUCAAAAAUGUUUUCAGAGUUUAAAUUUUGAGUUCAGUUUGCAAGUGAACUAAGUUGCAGUGCAUGCAACACAGCUGGCUGAAAUGGCCUUCCCUUGGCCCUCUUGUUCUCAGAUGCCAUAAGAAAUUAUAUACAGUCAGGGGACACUUUUGAAAAAGUGUGAACCAUUUAUGUAAUUAUAUGAUCAGAACCCUUCUGUUCAUAUGAGGCAAAUCCUGGGCCCAGUCCAUUCUUUCUGCUACAGUUAGACCUUCAGCACUGUUCUCUGACAGAAAAUGUUUAGAAAAUGUUAAGAUCUUCAUAUUUUAUUAGCCAAAUAAGAUUGUGAGAGAACAUACAGCACAUCUUAGAAGUUAAAAGUUUUAUUCCAAAACUAUACACCAACACAGAAAAGCUACAUGCUAUAGCUAUGUUGUGUCAUUUCUGAUUUAAGUUCACAAAGGGUUUUCAUGGUAGGGAUUUGAACCCUGGUCUCUAAAGCCAUUGGCUGAUGCUCAAAUUAUAUAAUGCUGGCUGUCAUAUUGAUAAGUCCUGUCAAUUAAAGUAAUGUCCAUUAAUUUUAAAUGUAAUGACUUUUUUGGCCUUUGGUAAAGAAUAAAUGCGCACUAGAGCCAAAGAUCGGAGCCAAAGUACUCCACAGGCACAAAUCUCAUCUGAUCUUGUAACAAAGCAGAUUUUAUCUUGGUUAGUACUUGGAUGGGAGACCACCAACAAAUACCAGGUGUUGUAGACUAUAUUUCAGAGGGAGGAACUGGCAAAACCAAAUCUUGGUAUUCCUUGCUUAAGAAAACAGGAGUCUCAACAGGAGACUUGAAAACAUAUACACAGACAUUGAUUAUAUGCGGCUAGGAAAAAAACAUGUGCUGUUAACGGGAAAUUUAUUUGUAAAUGCUGUGCUGCAGUAAUCUUACAUGUGUAACCACACUGUUAAAUGAGACUAAGUCCUACUUAAGACUGACAACAGCCUUAAAUUGGGCCAGAGAUAAUUCAGCUUUGAGCAUUUUUACAGAACAGUUGUGUCAUGGAGUAACAUGCUUAUUGUUCUUGCUGAAAUCAAUCGAAUUUUAAGAUGUUUGAUUUAGGCUGGAUUGCACCUGGGUCCUUUUUCUGGUUUUUUUUUCAUGUCAGGAGCGAGUUGAGAAACUGCAAGUCACUUUUGGUAUGAGAGGAUUGGCCAUCUGCAAGGACAUUGCCCAGGGGAUGCCCAGAUGUUUUACCAUCCUGUGGGAGGCUUCUCUCAUGUCCCCACAUGGGGAGCUGGAGCUGACAGACAGGAGCUCACUCCGCUCCCCGGAUUCAAACUGCCGACAUUUUGGUCAGCAGUCCUGCCGGCAAAAGGGUUUAACCCGUUGUGCCAUCAGGGGCUCCUUUUUUCUGAUUGGAAAAUAGAUAAUUAUGAGGUGUAGAUGUAGUAAUUGUUGAUACGAGUGAAAGAAGUCUGCCUCCAAUAUUAAGGUGAUUUCACCUGUUUGGAAAAAAGAUCCUUUUUCAGGUUGACAAACUAUGAACCAGUUCUUUCCUAAUUUUUUAAAAAAAUCUGAUGUUUGUUUUCCCUUAAAAUGCUAUCCUAGAGAAGUUAACUGUCAACCAACAAAAUUAAUACAGACAAAACAAAGUCAACAAAGAUGUUUUUAUUUGGAAUAGGUAAAAAGCAUUCUACCUUGAGUGCAGGGGUGAAGGGUUUGGGGGAAACAGAAAUGAUGUAGAAAAUGACUGAUAUUGGGAAUGGUUAGGGGAAAGAAUUGAGAAAAGGGGAGCAUGAGAUCAUGGGCUAAAUUAAAGUUUUACAAAUGUUAUUUUACAUAUUAAAAAUAAGAGAUUGUUCUUUUUUCUAGGUAACAACAAUCUGCUCUUCUUUUUACUCCACACUUCCAACACUCUACCUUCCUGCCUCUCUUCUUGGUUCAAAAUUUAAAAAGUAAUAGAAUAGAAAUAAAAAGUGGAGGGGGGGGGGGGGGAGAAAGGAAAAAUGAUGAGAAGUGUUGUUUAUUUAAUUCACACCAAACUUGCUGUAUUGGUUCCAGAAUUAUAAAACAAUUUAUGUGCUUCUUUUAUUAGACCAGUAAGGAGCCGCAGUGGCGCAGUGGGUUAAAACCCGUGUGCCGGCUUAACUGCUGAUCUGAAUGUUGGUGGUUUGAAUUUGUGAGAUGGGGUGAGCUUUCGUCUUGUCGGCCCCAGCUUCCCAUGUGGGGACACGAGAGAACCAUCCCAGCAGGAUGGCAACAUAUCUGGGUGUCCCCUGGGCAACGUUUUUGUAGACGGCCAAUUCUUGCAGUAUGUUCUCAAUUCGCUUCUGACAUGAUUUUUUGUAAAUUAGACUAGCAGAACUCUAUGUGUCAAAAGCUUACUUAUUAUGGUCACAGUCUAACAAAAUUACAUCACAUUUUUAAAAAAUGUACAGCAAUUAAAGUAACUUUGGAGAUGCUUAUAAAAAAAAUGAUGGUAAAACUGGCCAUCUAUCAAGAUUAAAUCAGGAAGGGAGCUGAGGGCAGGAAAAAAUGUCUUAGCACCACUGUGACUGCAGGAGGGCAAUGUUUCCCCAACCUGUGUCUCAGCUUUUAUUUUUGGUUUGUUUUUUGCGUUGUUGUUUUUUCUUUCAGUGUGAGGUAGCUUUAAAACCAGGGAAGUUUGAAAGUUUACCCUAUGGCUUCAUUUAUGGGAAGGGAGAGAAAAGGAAGAGACGACAAAGGAGAUGGGAGAAGACUCGGUAGAAUUCAGUACGGUGGACAGAAGCAAAAUAAUAACAAAGAUCAGAUCAACUUGUACUUUCCAACGAAGGUUUUUAUAUCAACGGAUGUUAAAAAAUACAAACUUGUUUUACAAUAAUAGCACCAUCUUUAGUAUUAUACACAGUAAUCUUGCUUGAGAUACACACCCAGGCUGGGGAAGAAUUGGCUACAACCUUGUAUUUGGGACGUCAGCAUCAUGGGGGAGAAGAAAGGGACCCUUCAUGCAUUCCAGUUAGCUUCCUACCUCCAUCUGACCCAAGAAAGGCCUUGCAGGAAGACAAUAAAUAAAUAAUAUCAUUAUUUGUUGUUCCUUUUUGUUUCUUCUGCUUGUUUUGCAGUCUGCCCGCAUGAUGGCGGCCUCAGAUAGUGAGAGAAAGAGAGAGACCAAAAUGUAAGCGUAAGGACAGAUGUGGAAUUUUGGAAAAGGGACAGGAUUUUUUUUCCGACUGUUCAGUGCAGAAAGUCCUACAAGUGAUUGGGAAGUAUGUGGGUCCUUGGGUUGGUUUCAUAUGGUACUGGACUGGUUUUUUAAAAAUAUU